Choloepus didactylus (southern two-toed sloth) is the source of this 2905-nucleotide messenger RNA. It is a transcript of the gene NFKB2, whose product is annotated as nuclear factor kappa B subunit 2. The record is from RefSeq and is a predicted model, not a curated record. Gene Ontology annotation, molecular function: protein binding; DNA-binding transcription factor activity, RNA polymerase II-specific; RNA polymerase II cis-regulatory region sequence-specific DNA binding. NCBI's taxonomy places the organism in Eukaryota, Metazoa, Chordata, Mammalia, Pilosa, Megalonychidae. Bases 1 to 2754 code for a protein of 917 amino acids. Gene Ontology annotation, biological process: canonical NF-kappaB signal transduction; response to cytokine; inflammatory response. Gene Ontology annotation, cellular component: cytoplasm. The transcript has 22 exons.
AUGGACAGUUGCUACGACCCAGGUCUGGAUGGCAUCAUUGAAUAUGAUGAUUUCAAAUUCAACCCCUCCACUGUGGAACCCAAGGAGCCAGCCCCAGAGACGGCUGAUGCCCCCUACCUGGUGAUCGUGGAGCAGCCUAAGCAGCGAGGCUUCAGAUUUCGAUAUGGCUGUGAAGGCCCCUCCCAUGGAGGACUGCCAGGUGCCUCCAGUGAGAAGGGUCGGAAGACCUACCCUACUGUCAAGAUCUGUAACUACGAGGGACCAGCCAAGAUCGAGGUAGACCUGGUAACACACAGCGACCCACCUCGUGCUCACGCCCACAGCCUGGUGGGCAAGCAAUGCUCGGAACUAGGGGUCUGCGCUGUGUCUGUGGGGCCCAAGGACAUGACUGCCCAAUUUAACAAUCUGGGAGUCCUGCAUGUGACCAAGAAGAACAUGAUGGAGAUCAUGAUACAAAAACUUCAGAGGCAGCGGCUCCGCUCCAGACCCCAGGGCCUUACAGAGACUGAGCGGCGGGAGCUGGAGCAGGAGGCCAAGGAGCUGAAGAAGGUGAUGGAUCUAAGUAUUGUGCGGCUGCGUUUCUCCGCCUUCCUUCGAGCCAGCGAUGGCUCCUUCUCUCUACCCCUGAAGCCGGUUAUCUCCCAGCCCAUCCACGACAGCAAGUCUCCUGGGGCCUCAAACCUGAAGAUAUCUCGAAUGGACAAGACAGCUGGCUCUGUGCGGGGUGGAGAUGAAGUUUAUCUGCUGUGUGACAAGGUGCAGAAAGAUGACAUUGAAGUUCGGUUCUAUGAGGAUGAUGAGAAUGGAUGGCAGGCCUUUGGGGACUUCUCUCCCACAGAUGUUCACAAACAGUAUGCCAUUGUGUUCCGGACACCCCCCUAUCACAAGAUGAAGAUCGAGCGUCCUGUCACAGUGUUCCUGCAACUGAAACGCAAGCGUGGAGGAGAUGUCUCUGACUCCAAACAGUUCACCUAUUACCCCCUGGUGGAAGACAAGGAGGAGGUGCAGCGGAAGCGGAGGAAGGCCUUGCCCACCUUUUCCCAGCCCUUCGGAGGUGGCUCCCACAUGGGUGGAGGCUCUGGGGGCUCGGCUGGGGGUUAUGGAGGAGCUGGAGGAGGAGGUGGCAGCCUCGGCUUUUUCCCCUCCUCCUUGGCCUACAGCCCCUACCAGUCCGGCGCGGCCCCAAUGGGCUGCUACCCGGGAGGCGGGGGCGGGGUGCAGAUGGCCACCUCGGCGCCUGGCGGGGAUGCUGGGGAGGAAGCCGCCGAGCCCAGCGCGCCCCUCGUGGCCCCCAAGCGCGAGCCGCAGGCCCCGGAGAUGCUGCAGCGAGCCCGCGAGUACAACGCGCGCCUGUUCGGCCUGGCGCGGCGCAGCGCCCGAGCCUUGCUCGACUACGGCGUCACCGCGGACGCGCGCGCUCUGCUGGCUGGACAGCGCCACCUGCUGACGGCGCAGGAUGAGAACGGAGACACGCCCCUGCACCUGGCCAUCAUCCAUGCGCAGACAAGUGUCAUCGAGCAGAUAGCGCACGUCAUCUACCACGUCCCGCACCUUGGCAUCGUCAACCUCACCAACCACUUACACCAAACACCCCUGCACCUGGCGGUCAUUACCGGGCAGACCAGCGUGGUGAGCUUCCUGCUGCAAGUGGGUGCCGACCCCGUGCUGCUGGAUCGGCAUGGAGACUCAGCCGUGCACCUAGCGCUGCGUGCGGGGGCUGGUGCCCCAGACCUGCUGCGAGCGCUGCUGCAGAGUGGGGCUCCCUCCGUGGCCCAGCUUCUACACAUGCCUGACUUCGAGGGGCUGUACCCGGUACACCUGGCAGUCCACGCUCGCAGCCCGGAGUGCCUGGAUCUGCUCGUGGGUGACGGGGCUGAGGUGGAGGCUGCAGAGCGGCAAGGGGGCCGAACAGCCCUACAUCUAGCCACAGAAAUGGAAGAGCUGGGGUUGGUCACCCAUCUGGUCACCAAGCUCGGUGCCAACGUGAACGCCCGCACCUUUGCGGGAAACACGCCCCUACACCUGGCAGCUGGACUGGGCUCCCCAACCCUCACCCGCCUCCUUCUAAAGGCUGGAGCUGACAUCCAUGCCGAGAACGAAGAGCCCCUGUGCCCACUGCCCUCGCCCCCCACUUCUGGUAGCGACUCAGAGUCCGAGGGUUCUGAGAGGGACACCCGAAGCAGUUUCCGGGGCCACACGCCUCUUGAUCUCACUCGCAGCACCAAGGUGAAGACCUUGCUGCUCAAUGCUGCUCAGGACACCAUGGAGGCCCCCCUGACCCCACCCAGCCCAGCAGACGAGACCUGUCCACCCAGUGCCAAACCCCAGACCCGUCCUUACAGAGGGCCAGGGCUGUCGCUCGGGGACACAGCCCUGAAGAAUCUGGAGCAGCUGCUCGACGGGCCAGGAGCUCAGGGCAGCUGGGCAGAGCUGGCAGAGCGGCUGGGGCUGCGCAGUCUGGUGGACACAUACCGGCAGACUGCCUCGCCCAGUGGCAGCCUCCUGCGCAGUUAUGAGCUGGCUGGUGGGGACUUGUCAGGUCUGCUUAAUGCUCUGUCCGACAUGGGCCUGGAGGAGGGAGUCAGGCUGCUGCGGGGUCCAGAGACCCGAGACAAGCUGCCAAGCACAGCAGAGGUGAAGGAGGACAGUGCCUACGGCAGCCAGUCAGUGGAACAGGAGGCAGAGAAGCUGGGCCCGCCCCCUGAGCCACCAGGAGGGCUCUGCCAUGGGCACCCCCAGCCUCAGGUGCACUGACCCGCCACCCGCUCCCAGCCCCCUCCCUGGGAACCUUCUGUACAGCAUCCCUACCUGUUCCAACUUUUAUUUAACACCCCGUGCCCACCCCUCAGUUGGGGCAAAUAAAGGAUUCUCAUGGAAAAGGGGGACCCAGUCCCUCCCCAACUUA